UUAGUAGCGUUUUCUUCCUAUGCGACUUCUUUUUGUGAGUUACGUGUAGUAUAAACAGCUCUGCACUAAUUUAGGCAAUCAUGCGUAUUGAAAAGUGUUAUUUUUGUUCCGGACCCAUCUACCCCGGGCAUGGCAUGAUGUUUGUGCGUAACGACUGUAAGAAACCUCUUCUAGGAGACCGAAAACACAAUGUCAUGGUUCAUUGUCAUAGCAAGAAGGAAUUGACUUCCUUGUGUGUCCACCAAGAAAACCAGCUGGCUUCCUGUUACUGGAAGGUUUUCAGGUUCUGUAAAUCAAAAUGCCACAAAAACUUUAAGAAGAAACGCAAUCCAAGAAAGGUCAGAUGGACGAAGGCCUUCAGAAAAGCAGCUGGUAAAGAAUUGACAGUGGAUAACUCAUUUGAGUUUGAAAAACGAAGGAACAUACCAGUCAAAUAUAACAGAGAAUUAUGGAGCCAGACAGUCACUGCUAUGAAGAGGGUGGAGGAGAUCAAACAGAAACGCCAAGCAAGAUUCAUCAUGAACAGGUUGAAGAAGGGCAAAGAGCUGCAGAAGGAGCAAGAUAUCAAAGAAGUCAAACAGAAUAUCCACCUUAUCCGGGCUCCCCAUGCAGGUACCUCGAAGAAACUGGAAGAGAAAAUGGUGCAGAAGUUGCAAGAAGAUGUGGAGAUGGGAGUAGAUGCUGUGUAACACUGUUGGACUUUAUUUAUAACCAGUGGACUAGAGCAUUAGACAGUGUACUUGAGGAAUUGGUUGGCAGGUUGCUGAGAUCUACGUUUUCAUUUUUGUGAAACAAACCUGCCUGACUAGGACUUCUGCUGUUUCUGGUCAACAUGCUUGUGAAGCUUGGCAGUCCUUUACAAACCGCAUAUUCUAUUUGAGUCUGCUGUUGAGCUCAAUUUUUUUUUAUCAUAAAAAUACUUCCAUUGGAUGCAGCAUUGUCUAUUUUUUGUGCAAGUUAGCACCUUUUGUGAUUGUUUUCUGUUGAUUUGUACCACACCCCUUUGCUUUUAUGGAAGGAAGCACUUUUUAUCAGACUUCAGUUUAGAAAGGGUUUGCGCUGUCAAGAUUUUUACAACUGUAUGUUCAGAAAUAAAUGACUGUUUUAGUCUUA
Protopterus annectens (West African lungfish) is the source of this 1113-nucleotide messenger RNA. RefSeq names its product ribosomal L24 domain containing 1 (gene RSL24D1). Gene Ontology annotation, molecular function: structural constituent of ribosome. The record is from RefSeq and is a predicted model, not a curated record. Lineage: Eukaryota; Metazoa; Chordata; Ceratodontiformes; Protopteridae. The transcript has 7 exons. Bases 81 to 689 code for a protein of 202 amino acids. Gene Ontology annotation, cellular component: nucleolus; ribosome. Gene Ontology annotation, biological process: translation; ribosomal large subunit biogenesis.